Molecule: messenger RNA, 1972 nt
Organism: Salvelinus sp. IW2-2015
Lineage: Eukaryota; Metazoa; Chordata; Actinopteri; Salmoniformes; Salmonidae
Source: RefSeq, a predicted model, not a curated record
ACAUGUGAUACCGGAAGUGUCYAGUCGACAUGUGCAGCUUCAAAACAACACCAGCACAUUAUUUUAGACCUUUUCCAUAAGUCGCUUCUGUCAUCAAAAUUGAUUGCAUUUCACCACUGAUUCAAUAUUGUGAAAAGGUUUUGUAGCUAAUUUCCUAGAACUGUAGAUAUAAUGCGUUGUUUUGGUCUCACUCACUUCCCAGUUACAAGGUUAGUGGCAAAGUUAGCUGGCUAACGGUAGCUAGCUAGUUCGCUACAUAGCUAGGCUACUAGCUAACGUUAGGAAACCAUUAUCAUGUCAACCAUAAAGUAUUGUAUGUUAGGUAACAAUAUAGUUACACGUUUAUUCCCAAAAAGGACAUAUUCGUGGUGUGUACAGUUGAGGCAUCAGCAGCUUUACUGCGCAGAGAACUGGCUUAAGGUACCAACAAGUUAUAAAUGCCAUAAGAGAUCACAUCAUGUCAAUCAAUCAUCAUAUCAGCAUAUCUCACAAUAUGGGCUUCAACGUCACAGAACUACAACAGUGUCAUGGCAGACAUCUAUCCCUUUACAACACAGAGGCUUUUCACUGUCAACAUACCAGCAGACAAUUAGGGAUGAGGAUGAUACCCCAGGACAUGAAAGCCUGGGCAGGGAGGAGGACGGUUAUAUAGAUGACAGUGAGAUAGAUGAGCUGUUUCAGCACCAGGUCCCUAUGGUCGGAGAGGGAGACCACCGCGUCUUCAUYGUCCAUCCUGAUGUGAAAUGGGGAAGCAGGAAGCAGUACCUGACCACAGCUAAUCUGAUGAUGGCGGAGGCAGUGGGUUUGGUCAACACUCUACAGAACUGGAGUGUCAUCGACAAGAUCAUCCUCUCCACCAAGACACCAGAGAAGAAGAUGAUCUUUGGCAAAGGCAACUUCCAGACGCUCACAGAGAGAAUCAGAAGAACUCCAGGAGUAACUGCUGUGUUUGUCAACGUGGAGCGUCUGUCCCCUGCCUCAGAGAAAGAGUUUGAGGAGGCGUGGGGGGUGAAGGUGUUUGACAGAUACUCUGUGGUUCUCCAUAUCUUCCGCUGUAAUGCCAGAACCAAGGAGGCCAAGCUACAGGUCUCCCUGGCUGAGAUUCCACUGCUCAGAUCCCGGUUGAGAAAUGAAGUGGCCAACUUGGACCAGCAGGGGGGCGGCUCCAGGUACAUUAUGGGUAAGACAACUCUGAUCAAGGCGUUGACGGGUGACGCUGCACUGCAGCCUAGAGAUCAGCUGUUUGCCACGCUGGACGUCACGGUGCACGCCGGGACGCUGCCUAGUCACAUGACUGUGCUUUAUGUGGAUACCAUCGGUUUCCUGUCCCAGCUUCCCCACCAGCUCAUAGACUCCUUCUCCGCUACGCUGGAGGACGUCAUUCACUCUGACCUGAUAGUCCAUGUGAGAGACAUCAGCCACCCAGAGACUGUGAACCAGAAGGAGAAUGUGUUGAAUGUCCUGAGGAACCUUCAGAUCCCAGACAGACUGAUGAGCUCCAUCGUAGAAGUCCACAAUAAGAUAGAUCUGGUGGACAGCUAUGAGCCCUCUGAGCCCAACAGCUUGCCUAUCUCUGCUCUGAGAGAACAGGGUCUGGAGGAGCUGAAGAUAGUAGUAGAAGAAGCUAUAGUGAGAUCUACAGGGAAACAGGUCCUGACUCUCCCUGUGGACCUCAGCAGCUCCCAGUUAAGCUGGCUGUACAAGGAGGCAACAGUUCAGGAAGUGGACGUUAACCCUGAUGAAGGUUCUGCUGUCGUCAAGGUGAUCAUCAGUGCUGCUGCGUACGGACGCUACAGGAAGACGUUCCAACUUAGUUAGAAACACGACAGGUCUACACCAAUGAUGUGUCUMAACCCUGGAUGAUUGACAGGAGGCUUUUUGAAGCCACCGGGCAGCCAUAGAAAUGCAUUUAUUCAUGUCUACAUUCGUUUUUGACACAUUUAUUAUAUUACAGACACCUUAAUGCAUCAAA